AUGAGGUCAAUUGCCGUUUUCGCUAUUCUUAUCUCAUGCAUAUAUGCACUAGCUCUUACACCACAGAAAAGAGGUGAAAGUGUAGCUUGGAACUAUCAGAAACAAACCACACGUGGUUUGAAUUUAGGUGGUUGGCUUGUUCUUGAAGCAUACAUUACUCCAUCAUUGUUUGGAUCCUGGUUGUUUGGAGACGACGAGAAUAAUAUUCCUGUUGAUGAAUAUCAUUUCACUAAGCAAUUGGGUAAAGAGGCCGCUGAACAUGUGUUGCAAAUGCAUUGGAAUUCAUGGUACACCGAAGCGGAUUUUGAACAAAUUAGUUAUUUGGGAAUUAACACGGUUCGUAUUCCAAUUGGAUACUGGGCUUUCCAAUUAUUGGAUGAUGAUCCAUAUGUUCAAGGACAAGUGGAAUAUUUGGAUAAAGCUUUGCAGUGGGCUAGAAACCACAAUCUCAAGGUCUGGAUUGACUUGCACGGUGCUCCAGGCUCACAAAAUGGGUUCGACAAUUCAGGCUUAAGAGAUACCUUGGACUGGCAAACGGUUGAUGGUAACGUGCAAGUUACAAAAGAUGUUUUGAACACUAUCUUUGAAAAAUACGGAGGAGAUGAUUACGCUGACGUCGUUAUCGGCAUUGAAUUACUCAAUGAACCAUUGGGUCCAAGUUUGAAUGUUGAUGAGCUUAAGCAAUUUUACCAAGAUGGAUACAGUGCUUUGAGAUCUACAGGAUCAAAUAUCCCUGUUGUUAUUCACGAUGCCUUUGAAGCAAUUGGUUACUGGGAUGAUUUCUCCAUUGGCAACAAUGCAUUCAAUGUCGUUUUGGACCACCACCACUAUCAAGUCUUUUCAGCACAAGAAUUGGAACGUAGUAUUGAUGACCACAUUUCAGUUGCUUGUAAUUGGGGAUGGGACACCAAGAAGGAAAGUUACUGGACUAUUACUGGUGAAUGGUCUGCAGCUUUGACCGAUUGUGCCAAAUGGUUGAAUGGGGUUAGAAGAGGCGCACGUUAUGAAGGUCAAUACGACAACUCGCCAUACAUUGGGUCUUGUCUGCAAUACUUGGAACUUGACAACUGGCCAGAGGACUACAAAACCAAUGUUCGUAAAUACAUUGAAGCACAAUUGGAUGCUUAUGAAUACACUGGUGGAUGGAUCUUUUGGAACUGGAAGACUGAAGAUGCUAUUGAAUGGGACUUCCAAAGGUUGACUGCUGCUGGCAUUUUCCCUCAACCUUUGACUGAUAGACAGUAUCCUAACCAAUGUGGUUUCCCAAGUAACUAG
This is a messenger RNA of Lodderomyces orthopsilosis Co 90-125, 1275 nucleotides long. It is a transcript of the gene XOG1, whose product is annotated as glucan 1,3-beta-glucosidase. NCBI's taxonomy places the organism in Eukaryota, Fungi, Ascomycota, Pichiomycetes, Serinales, Debaryomycetaceae. Gene Ontology annotation, molecular function: glucan exo-1,3-beta-glucosidase activity. Gene Ontology annotation, cellular component: cell surface; extracellular region. The transcript has a single exon. Gene Ontology annotation, biological process: glucan catabolic process. The coding region runs from base 1 to 1275 and encodes 424 amino acids. The record is from RefSeq and is a predicted model, not a curated record.